Messenger RNA from Sphenostylis stenocarpa, 594 nucleotides. Lineage: Eukaryota; Viridiplantae; Streptophyta; Magnoliopsida; Fabales; Fabaceae. The record is from the annotation of a GenBank genome assembly.
AUGACAGAAAUCGUUAGCGACACAGCUUUCAGACAGUUAUCUCAAAUGCUCUUUGCAAUUAUCUUCUUUCACAGUUCUGAAUUUUUGCUAGCAGUUGUCAUUCAUGGGAAAUCAAAUGUUACGAUAAAGUCUCUUUUGAUUAGCAGACACUAUGUUUUGGCAAUGAUCUUUUCGUUGCUGGAAUACAUAGUUGAGAUUGUUUUAGUGCCUGAGAUAAAGGAAUACUGGGUGAUCAGUGAUUUGGGUCUGGCACUUGUUGUGAUUGGGGAAAUUGUAAGGAAGAUAGGAAUUGUAACGGCAGGGAAAUCCUUUACACAUCUUAUAAAGAUAUACCUCGAGGAUAAUCACAAGCUGAUUACACAUGGUAUAUAUAGAUAUAUUCGUCAUCCGGGGUACUGUGGGUUCCUGGUUUGGUCUGUUGGCACUCAAAUAAUGCUCUGCAAUCCCAUAUCGACUAUUCUAUUUGCAGCUGUUGUCUGGCGUUUUUUUGCUAAGCGAAUACCUUAUGAAGAAUUCUUUUUGAGACAGUUUUUUGGAAGACAAUAUGAGGAAUACGCCCGAGGAGUGGUGUCAGGGGUGCCAUUUGUGAAAUGA